Messenger RNA from Fundulus heteroclitus (mummichog), 2444 nucleotides. It is a transcript of the gene rerg, whose product is annotated as RAS-like, estrogen-regulated, growth inhibitor. The coding region runs from base 423 to 1025 and encodes 200 amino acids. Gene Ontology annotation, molecular function: GTPase activity; GTP binding. The record is from RefSeq and is a predicted model, not a curated record. NCBI's taxonomy places the organism in Eukaryota, Metazoa, Chordata, Actinopteri, Cyprinodontiformes, Fundulidae. The transcript is spliced from 5 exons.
AGCAGCAGCCCGGCCACAGCGCGACUCCCGACGGGGACUCCUGCGGCUCCCUCCCUUUCUGUAUAUUUCCGCCGUUCCGGUGAUUCCAGGAUUCAUUCAUCUGUGUCAGGGCUGCAGCUCGGUUUUCUCUGACAGCAUCUCACCAGUCCUCUGUCCACCCAGCUGUGCUCGGCCCUCCUUCUAAUCCAGCUGCGCGUCGUGUGCGGAUCUCCAUCUCAGAAGGUCAAACGUCCUUUUCGUUCCGCGGACCGAACUUUUUCUGCCCCUUCCUCCCCAGCUGAUCCGCAUUUUCCCUCGCCGAGGGUUGUAACUCCAAUCAGCGGGAGCUGUUGCUGUUUCCUCCUGCACGGUUUAGAGGAUGGUUGGCUGAACUCUGAGCUCACUCACUGGCUCGCUGAGCUUUGCUGGUUGCAGCUGCUGUCAUGGCCAAAAGCCCCGAGGUGAAGCUGGCUGUCUUCGGCAAAGCGGGGGUUGGCAAGUCAGCUUUGGUGGUGAGGUUUCUGACAAGGCGCUUCAUCUGGGAGUAUGAUCCAACACUGGAAUCAACGUAUCGUCAUCAAGCCAACAUUGACGAUGAAGUUGUCACCAUGGAGAUCCUGGACACGGCAGGCCAGGAGGACAUCCAGCAGAAGGAAGGUCACAUGCGUUGGGGUGACGGAUUCAUCAUUGUCUAUGACAUCACGGAUCGGGGAAGCUUCGAGGAGGUAGCCCCUCUUCGAACACUUCUAGAGGAGGUGAAGAAACCGAAGAACGUCCCUUUAGUACUGGUGGGCAACAAGUCGGACCUGGACCACAUCCGUCAGGUCACCACGGAGGAAGGGGAACGACUGGCGGCUGAAAUGGCAUGUGCCUUCUAUGAGUGCUCGGCCUGUGCCGACGAGGGCGGCGUCGUGGCCGAGGCCUUCCACGAGCUAUGCAGGGAGGUGAGACGCCGCAAAGCUGUCCAGGGCAAGGCCCGGCGUCGCAGCUCCACCACGCACGUCAAACAAGCCAUCAACAAGAUGCUGACCAAGAUAAGCAGCUAGGGAAGAGCAUCGCUGACGUCUAGUGAUGAAAUGAAAAUAUGUAUAUUUUUUUCUCAUGGAAAUAAUUGGGCCAAUUUCUGGCUGCAAAGUGAUUGACGUGUGACUGAUUUAUAGCAGGGUGUCCUUGUUCUCUGAUUGAUUUCCACACAAAAAAAAAAGCCAGCAGUGAUAUGAGUCGUCUAUUUCCAGCCACUGCUGGGAAGUUCUUGACGUGUUCUUAUUUAAACUUUAAGCUACUUCACAAUAAAAUAAUUUAGUGCACAGAGACAUGUUAACUUCUUAACAUGACGCAUCAGUUAUACAAUAAAGCUAGGCAUGGCCUGGUAUUAGAUAUUCCUGGUAUGUGCAGAAAUAUGACAAUUUUACAGAAUUCACAAAAAAAAAAUGGAACGAAAAAAAAUGUAUAAUGAGAAAAAAAGUUUUACACUCAAAAUGCAGAAUUACCAGUUAUACCUACUGUGAACAGUGCUACUUUAGUUAGAAUUGGAAGAGGCACUUCUUUACCUUGCACACCAUGACUCUCUGUGUCAGCUGAAUUUCUCAUUGUUGGAAAUAAGAAGAGAAGUCCACCACCUGACGGACAGUGCAGAGAGUCAUUCAGGGAAGCAUCAGCCCUGUGUUACUAAACUCCAGAACUUCUCUAGAAUCUCGUCAAGAGAACUUUGAUCUGUAAAAAUGGUGAGACGGAAUCCUUUAGUGGUUUAAAGCUUGAUAUAUCGAGACUUUUGGCUUUUAUCUGUCAUUAUUCUCUCUUUAACUCCCUUUAAAUUACUGUGUAAGCUGAGAGAUCACUGAAACGGAUGCAUGCAUGAAAUCACAUGUAACAUGCAUGGAAUCUAUGAUCAAAAGUCACUUUAUUGUAACCCAUCUGUAGGGGAUACAUGUGAUCUGCUUCAACCAACACGGGGGAACCGUUCUGUCAACAAUGGUACAAAAAAACCCAACGACGUUAAGUUCAGAGGAGUGUUGCUUGAUGAGGAUGGACCCAGUGUUCUUCAUCUGUGGCUUGCCUACUAAAAGGGGUAGAAUGGUGUUGUCUCCACCUGGGAAACCAGCUUUCUAUUAAAAAUGGCUUAGUUCUAUUAAAAUCAGCUGUUCUGCAUUGGAUUCUCAGGCCCUCUGUGUUUGUCUGGGACACACCAAAACAGAGGUCCGGAUCAUGUUGGAGCUCAUGACCGUAGGUUAUUGUUGUUUUCUGUAAAUAUACAAAGGGAAGCAACGCUUCUAAGGAUAUCCUUCUGUUUAUACUGCAAACAGUAUCUAUUAUAUAAUACACAGCCCUAAGCACUGCUACAGUGAGGCCAAAGCUGUCCACAGUGGAAGAUCCUGUAACUGUUUAAAUGUAAUGGUUGUUUGCUGUCUGAUGAUCAUAAACAAACAGCCGUGCACUUGGAAUUAAACGCUGAUGUAUCCAACCUG